UAUCUCAGUGUGUUUCACAAUGUAAAUACAGUAAUGUAAUUGUGCUCUGGUUUGCUGAAAGCAAUGUGCUUUUAACCUAAUUUAUAUGCUAAUGUCCUUCAACCUUUUAUUAAAAUUUAAUUAAUGCUCUAAGUGUGAUUUUUUGCUGUUGAGAAUGUGUACAGAGUAGUGACUUGACAACUGGUAUAUAUUGUAUCUUGGGUGUGUUUUAUGUGCAUUUUUGCUGCAUUUCAUAGGCAGUGUGGAAAACUGGGCAAAUGAAAUAUAAUUCUAUAAAGCAGCUAGUAAUAACUUGGGAAUGUUUUGAAAAAGCUAAUACUUAUGAGAAUGAAAUCUGGUUUUUUGGAUGAUAAUGGGAUGAAUUACAAUUAUAAUAUCUUAAAUGAAAGAAUGGUGGCUUUACAAUAUGUGCACAUUUCUGCCAGUUAAGAGAAUGUUUCUUUAAACUUCUCUUGGACAAUUCAGGUGAUCCUAAAUCACCUGGUGUUCUAAUUGAACAUAUUUAACAUUACAAAAUUCUUGAGAGUGCUAAAGUACAUGUGUCCUAAAGAGUACUGCUACAAAAAAGUCUGUUAAUCUUUUAUCAGUUUAUCUUUAUAAAAAUCAAAGUUGCACAUGAAGGUUUUUGUACUACUUUACAGGAAUAUAUUUCUAAGAACAAAAUUCUUAUUUUUCUCUUGUUCUGUACGCAUAUUUUUAAAUGAAUCAUAAAUCUUAUUUCUUACCUCUGCUGUUUUGUUUACUUUGCUUUUUGUCUCUUAAUGUGGUAAGUAGUACUGUUUUAAAAAUCAAUUUAAAAAGAAUAAUUCAGGUUUCUGUUUCUCAAUCUAUAUUUAUACCUGAGACCUGCAGUUUUUCUAAAGUCCAAGUCACAAUUAAAAGUAAUAGCAUUCUGGUUAUUUUGCAGAAUUGCUCAUAAGAAUGGACAGGAUCUUGAAGGCUAACUGCAAGGAACUGUGCACACUGGAACUCAGUUGUAGAUUUUUUCUCAUUUCUAUUUAUUCUUAUUAUACAUUAUUUAUAUAUACAUAUUUUAGUAUUUACAUUUUAACAUUCUAUAUUCAGUGCAGUUCUAUAUUUCCAAUCAUUUUAACUUACUCACUAAAAUUUCUGUGUAAAUUUGUUGUUUUCGUACUGGUGUGCUUAGCAUUGUUGUUAGUUUUAUUCUCCUUUCUUAAAUUUCUGAAAAUGUCAAUUUUUCAAAAUUUACAGCUACCCAAACUCCAAAAUGAUGGUAGAGAAUUGACCAAGAAAAAUAAAGAAAUCUGUUAACAGGCCAUGGAUGCACGGGUAGUUAAAGAUAUGGCAACUGGAAAGUCAAAAGGCUAUGGUUUUGUAUCUUUUUAUAACAAACUGGAUGCAGAAAAUGCUAUUGUACACAUGGGAGGCCAGUGGUUGGGAGGCCGCCAGAUCAGAACUAACUGGGCAACAAGGAAACCACCAGCACCCAAAAGUACACAAGAAAACAAUACAAAACAGUUGAGAUUUGAAGAUGUAGUAAAUCAGUCAAGUCCAAAAAAUUGUACUGUGUACUGUGGAGGAAUUGUGUCGGGACUAACAGAUCAGCUUAUGAGACAGACUUUUUCACCGUUUGGACAGAUUAUGGAAAUAAGGGUGUUUCCAGAAAAAGGUUACUCAUUUGUCAGGUUUUCAACCCAUGAAAGUGCAGCACAUGCUAUUGUUUCAGUUAAUGGAACCACAAUUGAAGGACACGUUGUUAAAUGUUAUUGGGGUAAAGAAUCCCCUGAUAUGACUAAAAACUUCCAACAGGUGGAUUACAGUCAGUGGGGACAAUGGAGCCAAGUAUAUGGAAAUCCACAACAGUAUGGGCAAUAUAUGGCUAAUGGGUGGCAAGUACCAUCAUAUGGAAUGUAUGGCCAAGCAUGGAAUCAACAGGGUUUUGGAGUAGACCAAUCUCCAUCUGCUGCCUGGAUGGGUGGAUUUGGUGCUCAACCUGCCCAGGGACAAGGUGCUCCUGUAAUACCUAACCAAGCUGGAUAUGGUAUGGCAAGCUACCAAACGCAGUGAGCUGGGACUCUGUUUAAAAGUGUGUAUUUCAUGAUAGGCUGCAGUUUCCAGUGACAUUCUGAAGACUGGAAUGUAGACAAUGAAAAAAAAGAAAAUAUUUAUUUUAAAAAUGGAAAUGUUUGGAACCUUUAGCACAGCUUUGCUUUGGUGAAGGACACAAAUGUCUUCUAGUUCUGCCUUUUUAAGUUUUUGUUCAUGAUGGAUAUGAACAUGUUUUUCUUUGUGUACAAAAAUUAAAAAUAAAGUCAAUAAAGACAAUUCUGACUACAAAUUUUGAUAUAGUAGGAGAAAUGGCUAAUGAAUUUGAUCUUGAGGUUACCAUUCCUUUUUUUUUUUUUUUUUUUUUUUUUUUUUUUUGGUUUUGUCUUCAGUGUUUUAUAUCAUUGUGCUUUUAAGAGAAAUGACGUUGAAAAACAGGGAGUUGCUUUUAGUUGAACACACAUCCUGAAAUAAACUGUGGACCAAUCACUACAACCUGCGAGACAGUAUUGAGUUUUCAAGAAACCAAUGGACAUAGCUCAAAGUAUAUGUAGGUCUUGGAAUAAUUUUUUAAAAAAAUAUUUAAUUUUUCUACAUGCUUACAGAAAACAGCUGAUACAAUGAACAGUUCAGUGUGAAAUGAAAAACAGUACUGUCUGAGAAAUUUCACAUAACUUUUACUGUCCACAUUCAGGCACACGUUGAAACUUUUCAGAGCUGGUUUGCUUGUUAAAACUCUAGUAGUUUACAUUUAAUUUUGAGAAGUAAAAGUGUUUUUACAAGUAUGUUGUUUGUAUUCAAAUCAGACAGUCAUACUUGGGCUUUUACAUAAAGUUUGAAGGCUACACAUUGUAAAUAUUUCAUAAUUACAGUGUUUCAAAAGCAUGCUCAAACAUAGAAGUAGCAAUGUAAUUAUUCAAAGUAAUACUUAAUAUACCCUACUGCUUUAAAUGCAGUAGAUUGACAAGAAUGUGCAAGACUGACAUUUCCAAAGUUGGCUAUUAUGUAAAGUUACAUAAAGAACUAUAACAAAGAGCCUUAAUUUUAAUUUCAUAAAUCUUUAAUGCAUCACCUUUUUGUCAUUAGAAAUACAAAUUUUUUGCUUUACAUUAUUUGGUAUGUAAAUACCUUGGUUAACAACCUUGUAAACCUAUUUCAAGGUUAUUAUAAGUUGUAUAGUAUCUUGAGUGUUUUGAAAAAUCUUGAUGUUUUUUAAGUCUAGAAAUAUUUUGCCCAAGAAUUUUUUAACAAGAUUGUUAAAAACAUCUUAUUUUAGAGAAUAUUCAAUGUGCCAUUUGGUAAAUGGAGAUGCAGUUGAAACAGUACACUGAGUUGUGACUUAUUUUUAAUUAAAGUUUUUGUCUUUAUGGAUGGUUUGCAUGUGAUGAACUUGUACAGAGGCUGGGUUGUUUGUGUACUGAGUGUGUAAAUGGAUAAAUCAUGAAGAUGUUUAAAUGGUAUACUUGGGUUAUUUCUGAAUUAUUUUAUGGAUACAUUGAUAUAAACUGCCUCAAUAAAUUUGAAGUUGAAAAUGAA
Messenger RNA from Haemorhous mexicanus (house finch), 3543 nucleotides. It is a transcript of the gene TIAL1, whose product is annotated as TIA1 cytotoxic granule associated RNA binding protein like 1. Gene Ontology annotation, molecular function: mRNA binding; DNA binding. NCBI's taxonomy places the organism in Eukaryota, Metazoa, Chordata, Aves, Passeriformes, Fringillidae. The transcript has 8 exons. The coding region runs from base 1279 to 2028 and encodes 249 amino acids. Gene Ontology annotation, cellular component: cytosol. The record is from RefSeq and is a predicted model, not a curated record.